This is a messenger RNA of Protobothrops mucrosquamatus (brown spotted pit viper), 532 nucleotides long. Its product is annotated as ubiA prenyltransferase domain-containing protein 1-like. The annotation marks the transcript as partial. Lineage: Eukaryota; Metazoa; Chordata; Lepidosauria; Squamata; Viperidae. The record is from RefSeq and is a predicted model, not a curated record. Gene Ontology annotation, cellular component: Golgi membrane; endoplasmic reticulum. The transcript has a single exon. Gene Ontology annotation, molecular function: prenyltransferase activity. Gene Ontology annotation, biological process: menaquinone biosynthetic process; vitamin K biosynthetic process.
UCAGCCCCUGUCCUUAGAGGAGGGUGCUCAGCCAUGGAAGUGGAAGAGGAGAUGGAGAAGAUCAACAUAGGGACGGAAAGCCUACAGAACAGCGAGGCAACCGAAGAAGGAGGCCCGUCCAACAGCUGGCCCCAUAAAUGUGCCUCAUAUGUCCUGGCUCUCCGGCCCUGGAGCUUCAGCGCCUCCCUCACCCCAGUGGCCCUGGGGAGCGCCCUGGCUUACCGCUCCCAGGGUACCCUCGACCUGGGGCUUCUGGUGGGCAGCGCCGUCACUGUCCUGGCCGUCCACGGAGCCGGCAACCUCGUGAACACCUACUAUGACUUUUCCAAGGGCAUCGAUCACAAGAAGAGCGACGACCGGACUCUGGUGGAUCAGAUCUUGGAGCCUCAGGAUGUGGUCCGAUUUGGGGUCUUCCUGUACACUUUGGGUUGCGUCUCGGCCGCCUUCCUCUAUUGCUUCUCCACCCUCAAGUUGGAACACCUGGCCCUGAUUUACUUCGGAGGGCUCUCCAGCUCUUUCCUCUACACUGGAG